Molecule: messenger RNA, 1056 nt
Organism: Aspergillus niger
Lineage: Eukaryota; Fungi; Ascomycota; Eurotiomycetes; Eurotiales; Aspergillaceae
Exons: 3
Coding region: 1-1056 (351 amino acids)
Source: RefSeq, a predicted model, not a curated record
AUGCUAUACACGAAGACUUCGCGUUCUACCCCUUUCCCAAAUCUCCACCAGAGAAGGAAGAAGAAGAAGAAGAAGAAAGGCAACGCCAACAACAAAGCAGUGAUAAAGGCUUGUCUGGGUCUAGCAAAUGUUCUUCUUGUGAUCACAACAUUUGCAGGCGCCUUCACCCUGAACGCCUACUUCAAUAUAACUUGUCCUGAUAGCCUUGCGGCUACUUUAUUACACGCUUCCUCUAUGCUUUUCCUGAGUGCUCCGUUCGGUCUUUUGAUAAUCCAUCUAUUGCUCUUCAGUUUCCCAGAUAAUGCAAAAGUACCUUUUGCCCUUUUCUUUUGCAUUUAUCUCCAGUUUCUGAUAACUGGUCUGGCACUUGCCACUGCAGUUUUAUACCUAUCUCUUGCUUUUUAUUAUUACUCGAACACACGCCUUGUUGGAAUAGGAGGCAUUGCUAUGAUCGGUGUUAUGGUCACUGUGUCGGUCUUCCAUGCAGCGUUCACCACGGUGCACUUAUUACUGUCACUUACUCACCAAAGCAAAGUAUCGCGAAAGAAAGAUGCUGAGAGUCGGCCGCUGGGAUCAGAAGGGAUAUCAGACACAAGUCAGAGGGUCGGGUCAACUGAAGAACCCGUGGAAGAGCAAAAACAGCCAGUUUUCUGUUUCUUGAAUCUUGUCAUAAGGGUCUAUGAAAGCUUUGUUAAGCUGCUGAUGGACUACUUCCUUACCAUGAUUGUCAGUUAUGUGGAGCCCUUGAAGUCCGGGUCUGUCACCUGCGCUUUCAUUGUGCUGAGUGCGGUUCAGUUACACCAAGUUCCCAAGGCAUGCAUCCGGCCAAUGUACGUUCCAAUGGAGGGAAGAGGAGGAAGUCCUCCAGUGUCAGGUUACUUGGCGCCAGGUUCCCCACAUGAUCUGCAACAGGUUGUCAGACUUCUAUAUGUGAAUACAAAGAAUGACGGGAACAUGCGCGAGGUGUUUCAGCGUAUUAUCCUCAAGGUGCAGACCCCCGGGUCGCAACUACCAACAAAGCAUAAGCAGGCAAGCCGCGGUUGCCGGCCGACUUGA